Molecule: messenger RNA, 1065 nt
Organism: Cladophialophora yegresii CBS 114405
Lineage: Eukaryota; Fungi; Ascomycota; Eurotiomycetes; Chaetothyriales; Herpotrichiellaceae
Exons: 1
Coding region: 1-1065 (354 amino acids)
Source: RefSeq, a predicted model, not a curated record
AUGGGCUUCAUUUACUCGCGCGCCGAGGAAGUCAUUGUCGUGCUCUCGAGCGCUGCGCGCCCGGUGCUCCAACAGAUGAGCACCUCCGACCACAUUGACCGCGUCCAUCUCGAUCUGUUAGAGCAAGAGGAAUGGGUCACCAGAGCAUGGACGUAUCAGGAGGCCGUGAACAGCCAGAAUCUGUACAUUACGUGCGAAGAGUCCCACGGUGCCAUUGUGCAAGGCAGUCAUUUCCUGAAUUGCCUUGGCUACACGCUCUCUCGCCUUGACAGCGGGUCAGGCCUCGCAAGUGACAAGAGGCAGCGAUAUCCUCGGCUCGACGCCUUCGAGGAUCUGAUUGCCGACUACAUGAUCGCGGGGUACCAGGAACGGUCAGCCCUGCAAGUCAUGUCGAACAUGGAUCGGCGCACGCAAGGCCGUCGCGAAGACCACUUCUACGCCAUGAUCGGGGCUAUUAGCACUACACGCGCCAGCUCUUGCGGUAUCUUGGAUCCCUGUGAGGCGUUCAUGUCCCUUUGUGAGCGGAAGGGCGACUAUUCGUUCAUCUAUUCGGCCGCGAAGCGGGACGCGAGGACGCCAAAGCGUUGGCGUCCAGCGCCAGGAGAUCUCCCGUCCAUCUUGCCUUGGCACUGUUUCGGCGCCGGUCAGCCGGGUCAUGAAGAAUUGGGUUCCUUCUACUUAGACGCGAUGUUGCAUCUGGGGAAGGCGGCCAUAGACGAGGAUGGCGGGAGCUUUGUCGAGAGAUGGCUUGCGUCGAGCAAGAUUCGGGCCGUCGGAUCGGCAGAAUCUCUCGAGGAGUCGGCUUACGUCGCACUCCGGGCCAUGGGCUUCACGGGAAGCCCAGAGUGUGUCUCUACUUCGCACGGGUUCUUUUUCCCCUGGGAGCGGCUCUCGAAAGACCGAGAGAUUACUAUCUUGGUCGCAACUGCAGUACGAUGGACUUGUGGCGCACCGGGCCUUGCUCGCUGUGACGGAAACGAGGAAAUAUAUACACCAGGGGUGUUUUUCGGCCGCGUCGACAAUGGCGCGGCUGUCUCGGUCAAGGCAUCCGGAUCUAGAGAGUGA